Molecule: messenger RNA, 2624 nt
Organism: Amyelois transitella
Lineage: Eukaryota; Metazoa; Arthropoda; Insecta; Lepidoptera; Pyralidae
Product: ankyrin repeat domain-containing protein 29
Exons: 8
Coding region: 128-1027 (299 amino acids)
Molecular function (GO): protein binding
Source: RefSeq, a predicted model, not a curated record
GCCGUGUUAUAGUGUAAAUAAUAUUAAAUUUCAGUAGAAGUGGCGGUGGAGUGCGAAAUUUUAAUUGAUUUGAUUAACAAUGACUGAAAUUUACCACCUGUGAGACCACGACCGACUGAAUUGUAAAAUGUCUUUAAAGAAAGAAUCUCGGACUGACGUCCAGUUCCAUCUGGCGGCGCUGCGUGGUGACUGUGACCGACUUCGGCAGCUCCUGGACACGGGGAAGGUUCACAUCGACUCCAGGGAUCGGGAUGGAACAACUCCGCUGAUUCUCUCAGCCGCAAUGGGUCACACGGACUGCGUCAGGGAACUCCUGGCGCAGGGAGCCGACCCUGCCUGCUGCAGAACGACAGGAACGAGCGCGUUGUUCUUCGCAGCUCAGGGCGGGUUCCUGGAUAUCGCCAGGUUAUUGCUGGACGCGGGAGCGGCCAUUGACGCGCCUAGCACGGACGGUGGUACUCCGUUGUUCGUGGCGUGCCAGUGUGGACACCUGCCGGUAGUCGAGGAGCUUAUUAGUCGGGGAGCUAACGUCAAUGCUUGUAUGAAGGACAAAGCGUCCUGCCUGUUCAUAGCGGCGCAGAACGGCCAUGAGGACGUGUGCCUGCUGCUGCUGUCGCGCGGCGCGCUCGUGGACGCGGAGCGCGCGGACGGCGCCACCGCGCUGUGGAUCGCGAGUCAGUGUGGUCACGACCACGUGGUCAGGGCGCUGUUGGCCGCCGGGGCCAAUGUUGACCAGGUCAGACAGGACGGCGCAACCCCUUUGUUCAAAGCGGCCCACAAAGGACACGCGGCCGUGGUGGCUGAGCUACUCAAAUAUAAUCCCAAUCUUGGACUUUUACCGAACGGUCAGACGGCGCUGCACGGCGCGUGCGUGUGCGGGCAGCUGGCGUGCGUGCGGCUGCUGGCGCGCCGCGCCGACGUGCGCGCGCGCAACGCGGCCGGCCUGAGCGCGCCGCGCGCCGCCGCCGCCGCCGGCCGCCGCGACGUCGUCGCCUACCUCGCCGCGCUGCCGCCCCGCUCCUCCUAGUCAGUCAGUCAGUCAGAUCGAUACCCCCCUUUAUUGAGGCCGGUUAAAAGUUUCCAAUACCCUCUCUUGAAUUUAACGAACAGUAUCUCGUAACACAAGUCUCGAACUUACUUCGAGGCUAACUCAAUCUGUGUAAUUUGUCCCGUAUAUAUUUAUAUUUAUUUAUUUAUUUAAUAGUAUGUAGCGGGAGCGAUGAUUCGGCUCGACCGCCACCAAAAUAUAAUCUAAAAUAAGCUAAAAAAAUAAAAUAAUUGCGCUGGAAAAAAAAGAUGAUGCACACUCAAAAAAGACUCGUCAUUUAUUAUUUCUUAUUUUUCUUCUUUAAAUUACAAAAUGUUUGUUCAGACACUCUAAAGAGUUCGUAACAAACAGUUUCCGAAUAAACUUACUAACAAACAUACAUACAGGUCAAAUGAGUACCACCUUUUUAUUUUGAAAACGGUUAAAUACACCUCAAGCUAAAUUAUUAACAGAUUGUCCAACUCUAAAUUAUAUUACUAUGGGGGUAAAAUAAUUUUGUGACACAACAUAUGUAAUAACUUUAUAAUUUAAUAAACAUAUACUUAAACUUAAUAAGGUUAAAUAUUCCAUAAGUUGACAGUUUCUUGCAUUUUUUACUCGGUUAUUUUAUUAUAAAAAACUUCCUAAAUAAAACUCAAAAAUCUCAUUUGAUAUUGUAUUCAUAAAUCUCAAAAUAUGUUUUACAUUACAAUCGUUUUAAUGUAUAAGCUAAAAUAUCAAUUAUUUAUUCGUCCACAUUAAAUAUUGUAGAUAGUGAUACCAAAAGCUUAUAAUAAAAGGUAUAAAUUUUUCACCCAUUUUAUAAUGAACGGUCAAUCGCUAAUGCCUUACAAUAUGGGCAUAUAUGUUAUUUAUUAAAAUAAUACUAUUUUAUAUAUAAUGUAUACACCUGAUAUAUUGGCUAUAAAGUCAUACUUAUAACACUACAUUCACGCCUUUCGCUAUACCUCAUAUAUCGCUUUACGUUGAUAAUAUGACUUAAAAAUAUAAAAUACUAUGUUAACACAUUUAUAACAAUAAUCCAGUUGUUACAAUAAUAAAAUGAUCCGGGUUCGAUCCCCGGUUAGAUCAGCUCUAUAUUGGGUCUUAUAUAAAUUUUAUCAAAACCAAUAUUGUAUUCAGAAAACAGGCACCUUUGCAGGCACUUUUCCACGUUAAUUUACAUUUAAAAAAACACAUUUAAGUUAUAUCUAAUAUAUUAGUUGAAAACGGCAAAAACAACGUUUUGCAUAACGAAAUAUCAAAAUUUAUGUUAAAUGAUGCUUAUGCCAAAAAACAUUAUGCAGUUUACAAUUUUUUUUUGAACUUCACUUAGUGAUAAGCCCAAUUUAUGUAAUUUUUACUAUAACAUUUAUUUAUUUUAAUUGGUGCUGAUUUAGUUUGUAAGUGCUCUGUUAACUAGUCUUCUUUAGUUCAUUUUAAUUUUAGUUUGCAGUACAAACAAUGUUCUUUUGCAUUUUAAUGGAGUUUUUCAUAUAUAUAUAUUUAUACUAACUACAAGUUAGAAUUAAGCGUUACAAUUAAGUUAUUUUAGUUUAUUUUCGUGUAUUUAAACAUGUAUAACUAAUAUACACAA